Jatropha curcas is the source of this 1414-nucleotide messenger RNA. Its product is annotated as Transmembrane amino acid transporter family protein. The record is from RefSeq and is a predicted model, not a curated record. NCBI's taxonomy places the organism in Eukaryota, Viridiplantae, Streptophyta, Magnoliopsida, Malpighiales, Euphorbiaceae.
AUGGUUUCAACUUCUCCUCCCCCUUCCAAGGAAGAUCAGUCAACUGAGAAAUGGAGGGAGGACGAUCCCUCUCGCAGAGCCAAAUGGUGGUAUUCAACUUUCCAUAUUGUCACAGCCAUGAUAGGUGCAGGUGUUCUAAGCCUGCCCUAUGCCAUGGCUUACUUGGGCUGGGGUCCAGGGAUAUUUGUUCUAGCGUUAUCAUGGGCCAUGACCUUGAACACAAUGUGGGAAAUGACACAGCUCCAUGAAUGUGUUCCUGGGACUCGUUUUGAUCGCUAUCUGGACCUUGGAAGACAUGCUUUUGGACCAAAACUAGGUCCAUGGAUUGUUCUGCCUCAGCAAUUGAUUGUUCAAGUUGGGUGUGAUAUUGUUUACAUGGUCACUGGAGGGAAAUGUCUAAAGAAGUUCAUGGAAAUGGCCUGCACUACUUGCACACCUAUUAGACAAUCUUAUUGGAUUUUGAUGUUUGGUGGCAUCCAUUUCUUCUUGUCUCAGCUUCCUAAUUUCAAUUCUGUUGCUGGUGUUUCAUUAGCAGCUGCAAUCAUGUCACUCAGUUAUUCAACCAUAGCAUGGGCAGGAUCCUUGGCUCAUGGUCAGAUAGAUAAUGUGAGCUAUGCAUAUAAACACACGAGCCAAGCAGACUACAUGUUCAGAGUGUUCAACGCAUUGGGUCAGAUUUCAUUUGCAUUUGCUGGGCAUGCAGUGGUGCUAGAAAUUCAGGCUACAAUGCCAUCAACUCCUGAAAAACCUUCAAAAAUACCCAUGUGGAAAGGUGCAAUUGGUGGUUAUUUUAUAAAUGCUAUUUGCUAUUUCCCUGUUGCUCUUAUUGGCUACUGGGCUUUUGGACAAGAUGUUGAUGAUAAUGUGCUUAUGGCACUUAAAAGACCUGCUUGGCUCAUUGCUUCUGCUAAUUUAAUGGUGGUUGUUCAUGUCAUUGGUAGCUACCAGGUAUUUGCUAUGCCUGUUUUUGCAUUGCUGGAGAAUAUGAUGAUUAAAAGAUUAAACUUCCCACCAGGACUAGUACUUAGACUCAUCACUCGAUCUGCUUAUGUAGCAUUUACACUAUUCAUUGGAGUCACCUUCCCAUUUUUUGGAGAUCUUCUUGGUUUCUUUGGCGGAUUUGGUUUUGCUCCCACUUCUUAUUUUCUUCCUAGCAUCAUGUGGCUAAUAAUCAAGAAACCUAAGAGAUUCAGCACCAAAUGGUUUAUCAAUUGGGGUUCCAUAUUUAUUGGAGUUUUCAUUAUGAUGGCAUCUACCAUUGGUGGGUUACGGAAUAUUGUGACUGAUGCGUCUACUUAUAAAUUCUAUACAUAAAUAAUUAGUUAAUGUGAUUGAGUUGCAAGACUCUUUUAUUUUCUUAAAAAUGUUUAUGUUAUGCUUAUUUUAAUGAAGUGCAUUUGAUCCUUUCCUCUUU